Messenger RNA from Rhododendron vialii, 1727 nucleotides. Its product is annotated as patellin-6. The transcript has 5 exons. Lineage: Eukaryota; Viridiplantae; Streptophyta; Magnoliopsida; Ericales; Ericaceae. Gene Ontology annotation, molecular function: lipid binding. The record is from RefSeq and is a predicted model, not a curated record. The coding region runs from base 316 to 1557 and encodes 413 amino acids.
AGGUAAUUUUUCCACACACACUCCUCUCUAAUCAUGUCACCUUAUCCUGAAUGAACCCGAUCAACUCAACCAAACCCAUCACUUCUCUCUCUCUCUCUCUCUCUCUCUCUCCAAGUCUUCUCUCCCUUGUCCCUUUCUCCAGCACCCUCUGCUUUUUCUCCCAGAAAAUCAAAACCACUGCGACCUCCUGUCUGCCUUAACCUGAAACCCCUUCCAUUUCAAACCCAUCACCCACUUGCAUUUUCCCACUGCUACCCUCUCUCUCUCUACAAUCUGCAUUCCCCCAUCUGGCUCCAUCCCCAACCAAUUUCACCAAUGGAAUCCCCAUCCCCAAUCCCAGAACACUCCCCAAACCCAAACACAACACCAACCACUCCUCAGAAGAAAACCCUCCUCACAUCCCUAAUGUCCGCCGCCCGGUCCCACUCCUUCCGCGAAGACACCUACCUCGUCUCCAACCUCAAACCCUCCGAACAGAAAUCCCUGCAAAACUUCAGGCAAAACCUCCAAACCUCCACCACCAACACCCCCUCCAUCUGGGGAAUCCCUCUGCUGAACGACGACGAGAAGUCCGACGUGAUUCUUCUCAAGUUUCUCCGGGCGCGAGACUUCCGGGUCCAGGAUUCCCUCCAGAUGCUCCUCAAGUGCCUCCAGUGGCGGUCGGAUUUCGGAGCGGACGGCAUUCUCGAUGAGGAACUUGGGUUUAAGGAAAUCGAGGGAGUUGUGGCUUAUAUGCAGGGGUACGAUCGAGAAGGGCACCCUGUUUGUUACAACGAUUACGGGGUUUUCAAGGAUAAGGAUCAGUACGAGAGGGUUUUCGGGGACGAGGAGAAAUUGGGAAAGUUUUUGAGGUGGAGGGUUCAAGUGCUCGAGAGAGGGAUCAAGAUGCUGCAUUUCAAACCCGGUGGGAUUAAUUCGAUUAUUCAGGUCACGGAUUUGAAAGACAUGCCCAAGAGAGAGCUUAGGGUCGCUUCUAAUCACAUUCUCUCCCUGUUCCAGGAUAAUUACCCCGAAAUGGUCGCCCGUAAGAUAUUCAUCAAUGUGCCAUGGUACUUCAGUGUCUUGUAUUCGAUGUUUAGUCCGUUUCUGACUCAGCGGACUAAGAGCAAAUUCGUAAUAUCUAAAGAAGGCAAUGUCGCAGAGACUCUGUACAAGUAUAUUAGGCCAGAGGACAUUCCGGUUCACUACGGUGGUCUGAGUCGGCCCAGCGAUCUACAGAACGGUCCACCGAAACCAGCAUCCGAGUUCACCGUGAAAGGAGGGGAGAAAGUGAACAUUCAGAUCGAGGGCAUUGAGGGUGGUGCAACAAUAACAUGGGACAUUGUGGUGGGCGGAUGGGAUUUGGACUACAGCGCUGAAUUCGUGCCAACCGCGGAAGGCAGCUACACACUUGCCGUGGAAAGACCGAGGAAAAUCGCCGCCGCCGAGGAGGCAAUUCACAACUCGUUCACCGCCAAAGAAGCCGGGAAAAUGGUGCUCUCGGUCGACAACACCGCCUCCUGGAAGAAGAAAGUCGCAGCUUACCGAUACGUAGUCCGCAAAUCCACAGCCGUAUAAGCUUCAAUGGUAACGAAGGACUUUGUGGGCUUGUUUUGCUUCUGGUUUUUUGUUUGGUUUGUUGAGAGGGUUUAAGUAAUGAAAUAGUACGAACUGGCGAGUAUCAUGUGAAAAUGGUGGGUGAUAUAUAAUUAUUAGCCUGGUAAAGAAGAAGAGGCAGCUUCACUUUC